Molecule: messenger RNA, 741 nt
Organism: Aricia agestis (brown argus)
Lineage: Eukaryota; Metazoa; Arthropoda; Insecta; Lepidoptera; Lycaenidae
Product: THAP domain-containing protein 2-like
Exons: 4
Coding region: 100-564 (154 amino acids)
Molecular function (GO): sequence-specific DNA binding
Source: RefSeq, a predicted model, not a curated record
AACGUAGUCAAAACAUUAUGGCUGCCGAUUGUUGACAGCAUCUCUGUUCGAUUUUUUACAUAAAGUAAAUAAAGCAUAUUAUUUUUAAUACAAAAUACAAUGAGUUGUGUACUUCGAGGUUGUAAAAGUGCAUGGUAUCCAAAUUGUGGUGUGAAAUUUCACGGGUUCCCUAGUGACCCUGACCUGAGGCAAGCUUGGUUAUCUAAAAUACCAUUAAAAUCAAAUUAUUAUAAAUCUGCCAGAAUUUGUAGCCUACACUUUCGAUCUGAACUUGAAGACUAUGAUGUCAAUAGACCUGACCGCUUAUUGAAAUCUGCUAUACCAAAGAUUUGUGGGUGUUGCGAAACAUUGGAAUGUCUUAAUAUUCCUUCAAGCUCACAAGAAACUCCUUGCGCUAAAGCGUCAGCAAUGCCGAUACUUGAAAAAUAUCUCGAUGAAAAUGAACCACCUAAAAAGAAACAAAUUGUGGAAGUGCAAGAAGCUAUCGUUUUACCUGUUUGUUCAUUAUUUAAAAAUAACAGAAAUAUAUUAAAACCAAUGUUAAAAAGGUUUAAAAUCAGAUGAUCAGAGAGAUAUAAAAUGGAAUUUGUCAGUAAUUUAUGUAAGUCAAAUUGUGAUAAUUACCAUGUAUUAAUGUAUCUAAGAAUGAGAUGUUUAUUUUGUAAUAACUAUUUAAGAAUCUUGACGUUCAUAAGUGUUACCGUGUGACCUAUAUGAAUAAAUUAUUUUGAUUUGACUGAU